Messenger RNA from Vanrija pseudolonga, 612 nucleotides. RefSeq lists its product as uncharacterized. The coding region runs from base 1 to 612 and encodes 203 amino acids. NCBI's taxonomy places the organism in Eukaryota, Fungi, Basidiomycota, Tremellomycetes, Trichosporonales, Trichosporonaceae. The record is from RefSeq and is a predicted model, not a curated record. The transcript is spliced from 3 exons.
AUGCCCAAACGCAAGGACAACGCACCCAAGACGCGUGGCGCAUACAACCAGACCGUGUGGACCCAGGCCACGACCGGCCUCAAGCGCGGCUUCAAGCACAUGCGCCAUGUCCCAGGCGACUUUGUGCAGCUCGGCGGCGAGUUUGUGCUUGUACCGGGAUACAAGGCCGAGUUUACGCACCGGAUGAGCACGCCUGCGAACCACAUGGAGUUUAUCGACGUCCUUCGGCAUGCCGGGAUCCCCGAUCAGGCGUUUGAAGCAGCGGCCAAGGCGGCGAUCAUGCCUGCGCGUAUUCCGAGCAUGGCGUCCACGACCGCCAGCAUGGGGGCGAGCACGCUCGAUCGCGCGCUCGAGCAAAUCGAGGCCGAGCGCGACGAGGACAGUCGCACGAGCUGCGCGAUGCCCGACCUCGACGACGACGACGAGUCAGACGCCGAGACCGAGACCGAGGAGAACGAGCACGAGCUCAACCGCCGCUUCGAGGAGGCAAUGGCCCACGAGCAGGCCCUCGCGGCCAAGCAGGCGCGCAUGGGCGCGGGCGCUCCCCGCUCCCCCCCACCCCAGCCAGCCGCGCCAGCCGCGCGGGCGUCGCAGGUCGGCCUCGCGCUGUGA